Messenger RNA from Arachis stenosperma, 1532 nucleotides. Its product is annotated as putative threonine aspartase. The transcript is spliced from 10 exons. Gene Ontology annotation, biological process: protein maturation. NCBI's taxonomy places the organism in Eukaryota, Viridiplantae, Streptophyta, Magnoliopsida, Fabales, Fabaceae. The record is from RefSeq and is a predicted model, not a curated record. Gene Ontology annotation, molecular function: threonine-type endopeptidase activity.
GACAAGAAGCAAGUACUCACGCAGUAACAAGAGCGCAACGAAGAAGAAGAAGAAAUAGCAAUGGUUGAUGGGAAUGGUAGUAGUAAGGACCAGCAAAAUGAAAAAGAAAAAGGAAAUGAACGAAAAAGGUUCUUCGUGGCGGUUCAUGUUGGCGCCGGUUACCACUCUCCUUCUAACGACAAACCCCUCAGGUCCGCCAUGAACCGCGCUUGCAUCGCCGCCUCUCAACUCCUUUCCGAUGGUUCAGGACAAUGCAUAGACGCUGUUGUGGCUGCCAUUCAAGUCUUGGAGGAUGAUCCAAGCACAAAUGCAGGAAGGGGCUCUAAUUUGACAGAAGAUGGCGGCAUUGAGUGUGAUGCCAGUAUCAUGGAUGGCAAAUCUGGAGCUUUUGGUGCUGUUGGAGCUGUGCCAGGUGUCCGAAAUGCUAUCCAAAUUGCUGCUUUGUUGGCCAAAGAGCAAAUGACUGGAUCUCCACUUUUGGGCCGAAUUCCACCAAUUUUCUUGGUGGGUGAAGGAGCUCGUUCAUGGGCCAAGUCGAAGGGCAUUGAUUUGCCAUCUAGUAUAACGGAGGCCAAUGAGUGGCUGGUCACAGAAAGGGCUAAAGCACAAUGGUCAAAAUACAAAUAUAUGAUUGAAGCUGCAAGAUCUAAAACAGAAGACUCUCCCAACAAAUGUUCUGGGGUAUGUGGAAGUACUGCAAUGGCAGGUAUAUUGGAACACUUCGAUGGAAUAGUAAAUAAUUUGUCAUAAUUAAAUAUACCACUAAUUAUCCAACAGGUUAGUGGACGAGUUGGGUUAGCAGCAAUGUACGGUUCAGGUUGUUGGGCAUCAUCAAAAGAUCCCUUUGGAUCUCCAUUCAAGGUUGGCUGUUGCGUCUCAGGUGCAGGAGAGCACCUAAUGAAAGGAUUCGCAGCUAGGGAGUGCUGUGUUUCAUUGUCACUUUCACAGUCUGGUGCUGCCUCUGCUUGCGCCAAAGUCUUACGUGCAGUUGCUGAGGAUAGCAAUCAAAGUGGCAUAGAUAGCAAUGAUGGGAUCUUGGUUGUGCAGUCGGAUUUAUCUACAAUUGAUUUAGGAAAAUCAUCAAGGCUGAAUGCUGUGGAAAUGGCAGCUGCUUACACUUCCUUGUCCUUUGGGGUAGGGUAUUUUGGAAGCUCUAUGGAACGGCCCAAGGUUUCAAUUCUUCGGAGUACAAAACAAAAGGGGAAGACUUCGGUUGAUCAGUUUGGAGCACGAAUAGAUCUUUAAAUGGAUGAUUAUUGAGAUCGCCAGUUAAAUUUGGUCAAAGAUGAAGAAUUGGAAUUCAUAUGGCACUUACAUUAAAAACCCUUACAAAGAUUUUCUCUUAAAAUUUUGUCACUGCUAUUUAUUGUACCAUGUAUUGGUUGGGGACUGAAACUAUGUUACAAUGCUGCAAACGAACAGAUCUUUAAGAUUAGUUGAACCUCUUAACCUAACAGAUGAAAUAUCCACUUUGGCACUUCUUAAAAUGAUGCUGCCAUUGGUUCUGAAAUAUCUAUCUUUUAGAAUCUUAA